Molecule: messenger RNA, 1146 nt
Organism: Trematosphaeria pertusa
Lineage: Eukaryota; Fungi; Ascomycota; Dothideomycetes; Pleosporales; Trematosphaeriaceae
Exons: 1
Coding region: 384-1055 (223 amino acids)
Source: RefSeq, a predicted model, not a curated record
CCUCUCCUAUCUUUGUCGGCUUCCCGCCGUGUCAACCAAGACCAGUCAUGCAGCGUAGAAGUUCAGCCCCAGUCUCCGCAACUCCUCAGGUAUCGGAGCGUAAUUCACACCGUAUCGGAUCGCCGCCAGCCGCAGAAGUCCUAGACUGGGACGAAGAAGAGCUCCGAGCCGUGCUCGCCCAUAACCUUCACUACACAAUCCGCUCCUCAAAAUUCCCACGGUACGUCCUUACAACCACCUAGUCCUUCUCCCCACUCCCCGCUAACCCGCUCACCAGAACAAUUCACGACCCCCGACGCAUCACCCUUAUCCUAAACAAGAAACACACAUGGUCCGUCCACUCCGUGCUCCUCUCCAAAUUCAGCACCCAUCUCUCCGCCCUCAUGAAAAACCCAAACUUGCCUUCCAUCCACAUCACCGCCGCAAACCCCAUCGCUAGCCCACCCGCCUGGCGCAUCUUCCUCACCUGGCUGUACACCCUGGACAAAAUCCCUCUGCCGGAUUUCACACCCAUACGGAGGGAGAGCUGGAGAAGUAGCCACAUCAGGGACGCGUGCCUGCUCGCUGCGUUUCUCGGUGCCUGGGUGUUUGAAAAAUAUCUCCUGCGCGUUGUCUGCAAGGAGCUAAGCGAUGGGGCGUUUCCGCAGCGCUAUGUGGCGGAUCUUGCAAGAGACAUGCCGGCCUCAACCGGCACGCACCACUUCGCGAACGCUUACUUUCGCUGGAAAGCAGCAGGCCUGCCGGCAGAGCUGGAUCCGUAUAGAUGGCGAGUGGAACAUUGGUAUGCGCUUUGCGGGAGGCAGGGAAAUUGGGGGUGUUUUCAUGAUAUGGGGGCGCGGGGGUGGAGGGGGGUGUGGGAGAGGCAGGGGAGGCUGAAGGGGAAGUUGGGGUGCUGGGUGGAUGUUAGGAGGGAGGGGGGAAAUUGGAUGGAGGAGGUGCUGUGGGAUGGGGUGGAUGCGCUGAAUAAGGAUGGAGAGUUUGAUUGUGAGGGUUAUGAAGAGCUGGGGGAGGAUGGGGACGCCGAGACGUGCGAAGCGGCCUACGGCAGCGUCUAAUGGACGCUAGAACUUGGCACGCGAAUUCAACAGCCUCGUUAGGCAUGGAAGGAUCCACAUCCCAGUGGCGUGUUAACUCCUUUAGGUGGCC